CCCUUAAGCUCCACCCCUGCGAACCGCAGAGUGCCGGAAGAAAACGUGAGAAGGGUCGGAAAGAGACAGGAAAGGCAUUGGGUUUCGUGCUAAAAUGACGACGUUGGUGCUGGAUAACGGAGCCUACAACGCCAAAAUCGGUUACAGCCACGAGAAUGUCUCGGUUAUUCCUAACUGUCAGUUCAGGUCAAAAACAGCACGUCUUAAAACUUUUACUGCUAACCAGAUAGAAGAAAUAAAGGACCCUUCUGGACUCUUUUAUAUCCUUCCUUUUCAGAAGGGUUACUUGGUGAAUUGGGAUGUUCAAAGACAAGUUUGGGAUUACCUUUUUGGAAAAGAAAUGUAUCAGGUUGAUUUUUUAGAUACUAAUAUUAUUAUCACAGAACCAUAUUUUAACUUUACUUCUAUUCAAGAAUCAAUGAAUGAGAUCCUAUUUGAAGAAUACCAGUUCCAAGCAGUAUUAAGAGUAAAUGCUGGGGCUCUCAGUGCACAUAGGUAUUUCCGAGAUAACCCUUCCGAAUUAUGCUGUAUCAUUGUUGAUAGUGGGUACUCCUUUACACAUAUAGUGCCUUAUUGUAGAAGUAAAAAGAAAAAAGAAGCAAUUAUUCGGAUAAAUGUGGGAGGGAAACUCCUAACCAAUCAUCUAAAGGAGAUCAUAUCUUAUAGGCAGUUACAUGUUAUGGAUGAAACACACGUGAUUAAUCAAGUGAAAGAAGAUGUAUGCUAUGUGUCUCAGGAUUUUUAUAGAGAUAUGGAUAUUGCCAAGUUGAAAGGAGAAGAAAAUACAGUAAUGAUAGACUAUGUUUUGCCUGACUUUAGUACAAUUAAAAAGGGCUUUUGUAAGCCAAGGGAAGAGAUGGUGUUAAGUGGAAAAUAUAAAUCUGGGGAACAAAUUCUUCGUCUGGCCAAUGAAAGAUUUGCUGUUCCGGAAAUACUCUUUAAUCCUUCUGAUAUAGGAAUUCAGGAAAUGGGAAUUCCAGAAGCUGUUGUCUAUUCAAUUCAGAACUUACCUGAAGAAAUGCAGCCGCAUUUUUUUAGGAACAUUGUUUUGACAGGAGGAAAUUCCCUUUUCCCAGGAUUUAGGGAUCGGGUUUACUCAGAAGUUCGAUGUCUCACUCCAACAGAUUAUGAUGUUUCUGUUGUGCUACCUGAAAACCCUAUUACUUAUGCCUGGGAAGGAGGAAAAUUGAUAUCAGAGAAUGAUGAUUUUGAAGAUAUGGUGGUAACAAGAGAAGAUUAUGAAGAAAAUGGACAUAGCAUCUGUGAAGAGAAAUUUGAUAUUUAAGAAACAUUUCUGAAAGUUUUGACUGGUUCCGAGAAAGGUUUAAUUUAAACGUUCUUUUUAAAGGUUAAGGAUCUGUGCUACCUUUUAUCUUAAGAAAAAGACUUGAACUUAUGUAAAUACUUUGAUCUAGGGGUAAUUUUCAAAGGUUUCUCAGCUAGGUUACUAAAUGAACUGUAACUCAGCCCCUAUUUUCAUUUAGGAGCUAGAUUACUAUAACAAUGCUUAUGCUGUUUCUGAGAGUAGGUUCUCUUUCAUUAGAAGAUGAAAGAGUGAAUGCAUUUUAGGUUUAAUUCUUCAUAGUUGAAAGCAGAGACUUAACUGUCUCACUGGUCAAUUUUCCUUAGGAGGUAGUUUUGUGUGACUGUGACUAGGAAUUGGCCAAAGUGUUUUCAGUCUGGUAUGAUUUCUGUCUUAGAACUAAGUAUUUUACUUUAAAUUUGUCAUUCUUAUUUGUAUAUACUAAAGUUGUAAAGACCAUUCUUAUGUGUGUUUAAUGUUUAUUUUUUACUUAGAGUAAGUUUGAAAAUGUGGAGAGUAAAGCCAAUUUACUAAAGUGUUUCUGGUCACUACUAUGUUGGCAGAAAUGUAUUCACUCAUAAAAAUACCGCACAAUUUUGGGGGAUUGAAAUAAAUUUGAAGCUAACUUGGGGUUGUUCAA
Molecule: messenger RNA, 1943 nt
Organism: Eptesicus fuscus (big brown bat)
Lineage: Eukaryota; Metazoa; Chordata; Mammalia; Chiroptera; Vespertilionidae
Gene: ACTR6
Product: actin related protein 6
Exons: 11
Coding region: 95-1285 (396 amino acids)
Cellular component (GO): Swr1 complex
Molecular function (GO): nucleosome binding
Source: RefSeq, a predicted model, not a curated record